Messenger RNA from Racocetra fulgida, 309 nucleotides. The record is from the annotation of a GenBank genome assembly. NCBI's taxonomy places the organism in Eukaryota, Fungi, Glomeromycota, Glomeromycetes, Diversisporales, Gigasporaceae.
AAUUGCCAUCAUCAAUUCCUACCAAAGAUCCUAUUUCAUUAGUUAGGCAUUUAUCACCGCAAUGUCAGGCUGCUUUUUUAAGCAUUGUCACGAGUCCAGAAUUUUUGCGUUGUGUGCCAGUUGCAGCGUUAUUGCCACUUUUAACUGACCCAACUCUUCUCUUGAGUGUUUUAAAAGAUCCUAUCACAAAUCUACCUAAAUUAUUGCCACUAUACGAUGCUACCUGUGCUCUUCCGAAAUGUUCUAAUAAAUUUGUGAAUAGUUCCCUUAGUACUUUAAAGACUGGCUGUUCUGAUUCUAAAGAUGCUA